AUGACUAGAGAAACCAUGCCAGGAGCCAAAUAUUACGAUGGGAAAAAAAUUAGCAUUCCACUGUCGAAUAAAGCCCAUAUUGACCUUAUAGAACACUGGAUGUUCCAAGCUUACAGUAGUUUUCUGUCUGCAUUUGCAUCUAAGAGCAUUCCACAAUUACCACCGACUGAGAGGCACACCUAUACAAAAUGUUCCAAACAUGCUACAUCACUCAAUAAACAUGCUCAAUGCGUUAUGAAUGCUAUUGAAGUUUCAAAAAAAGCAAAAGAUGGAAGAGACAGUCAGAAAGUGCCACCGAGCGCAAUCGCAGAUACCGUUGCAUCAGAAAACGCAUUCAUUACUGAGCCGCAGUCUGAAGCAUCCAGAACGUUUCAGAAGAAAGUUGACCUUAGAGAGAUGAAGCAGCAAUACAGAAGACGCUACAAAAAAGAGCGACUGAAUAUACGUAGGAUUAGAGAUGACGGGGCGUCGUUUGAGAGUCGUCAGAAAGACCGUCUAGAUAGAGAAGAGAAUGCAGGAAGUGGAAAGUUGCCUGUAUUAAGAGGCCUGACUAUUAAAAAAAGUCUAGAGUCUGCCGCAAAUGCUGACACAGGCAGUAGCGUAGUAAAACAGGAUAACUAUGGUCUUUUGUCAGAUGCCGAUAUUGAGAGCCCAAUGGGAAUCCUAAUGAAAAGCAUAGCUCGUACUAUCAGACGAAUAAAGAACAAGGCAAGAGAUGGGUCAUGGAAAUCAGAUGUCGCACGCUUACAACAACUUGAAAAGCUACUCCAUGAUAAAGACGACCCAUCAGAAUCUCCGUAUUCUCGCUAUAUUUUUGAUUCAAAACAGAAGUUCCGUAAAAACGAAGGAAAUGAAACUUUCCACAUGAUGUCUUUGGUGCCAAACACUUUACAGUACCAAAAAAUGCGUGAAAAAGACCCGCUGAAUACGCCAUUCUUAGUCCGGAACGCUCUCAAAUUAGGAAUGGCGAUUGCUGGUCAGAAUACAACUGACUAUGAUAAGAAAACGGUUAAAUUUGCCUCACCGCGAUUCUUCUCGGUCGUUCCUGACGACGGUGACGACAAUAUCAACCUCUUGUCACCGUCAUUAUUCAGUUUGCAUGACGAAGGUAAAGAAGAUGAAAAAAGAUUUAGCAUUCCGCAUCUGCUUAAAAACAGCAAAGUACUGCAAAAACAAGACCAUGAACAGAUGAUAGACCUAAUUGCUGAGGCUACUGGUGUUGCAGAUGCAGUAGAAAAUGCUAAAAAGUUGAAAGAACUUGAGAAGAAACCAGAAGUAAAAGAUAUAAAAGGAAUUGACGGACAACCGAUGUAUUUUACGAAAGAAAACGCCACUGAAAUAUACGGGGAAGACGGACGCAGAAGAAUUGAAACUUUUGAACGCCUUCAUAAAAGCCUAAAUGCUCAACAGAUCAAGGAAAUGAAUUCAAGUGGAUACUCUGUUAUGAACAAAGAACAACUUCAUCUUCUCUAUGGCAAGGAUUCACCUUACGCAUCAGAGAGUACACUGAAGAAGCUCGCGUCCAUUAAGAGUUUAGACGAACUCCAGAGACAUGUAGAGCAUGACAUAUCUGUAUUCUCAAAGCAUGAAAAUUUGAAACUGCAAGUAAGAGAACAAAAAAGACAGAAACGAACGAUAGCUUUGACCCCACUACUGUUCCAAGAUCUAACUCUUAAACCAGACGUUGUUUCUCAGGCGAUAGUUCUUUCACCUGUUCUUUUUUCACCAGUAGUACUAUCGCCAGCUGUGUUAGGACCAUUUAUAUUGAGUCCGUGGCUGUUCAUACCUGUCAUUCUUUCACCUCGUGUUUUAUCUCCUUUAAUUCUAAAUCCAUUACUUUUUUCGCCUGUAGUUUUAUCACCAUUAGUGCUGCACCCAUUUGUUCUUUCUCCUGGUGUCUUUAACCCGUUCGUCUUAUCACCGCUCGUUCUGGCGCCUUUUAUUCUUUCUCCACAAGUUGGUACUCCGCUUAUUCUGUCUCCUAUGGUACUUAACCCCUUGAUUCUAAACCCCAUGGCCCUUUCUCCACUAGUGUUGAGUCCGUUUGUCUUAUCUCCACUCGUUUGUUCGCCACAGUUACUUUUCGCCCUUGUUUUCAGUCCACAUGUGUUAUCACCAUUAAUUGCAAGUAACCUAACCCUCAGCACAUUAAUUGCAUCACCAAGCGUUCUAAGUUGA
This is a messenger RNA of Enterobius vermicularis (human pinworm), 2178 nucleotides long. NCBI's taxonomy places the organism in Eukaryota, Metazoa, Nematoda, Chromadorea, Rhabditida, Oxyuridae. The record is from the annotation of a GenBank genome assembly.